Molecule: messenger RNA, 1290 nt
Organism: Symbiodinium sp. CCMP2592
Lineage: Eukaryota; Dinophyceae; Suessiales; Symbiodiniaceae
Source: the annotation of a GenBank genome assembly
AUGGCGAUGAUUGCGCCUUGUGCCGCCUGGCCUGGGUCCGGCACGUCGCAGGCUGCGCAAGCCAUGCCGCAGGCAAUGCCAAAGGCAAUGCUGCAGCCAGCCGUACACGGGAUGCCAGUGAGUCAAGUGCGUGCCCCCUGUGCUGCACCGGGGGCGCCUAUGUCCUUAACGGGGACUUGGCAAAACGUUGCAGCUGGCACGAUGCCAUCGGUGCAGGCAAGGCAGGUCUUGCCGCAGCAAGUGCCUUAUGCGGCUGGCAUGGGUGGACAGUUGCCCCCUGGAAUGUGGCCGCAAAACCCUUCAGCAGCUACGCCGGUCAGACUUUUGGCUGGCGCAUCUCCUGACAUUGUCUUCAAUCCUGGGGACAAGGUGCAGUUGAGAGGACACGCUGCGAAUCCCGACUACGAGGGCAAAAUCUACACCGUGGAGGGGCAGGACGAACUCGGAGUGGUGCAGGUCACGCACAAGGUGAUGGAGAACGCUGUGUCGAGGAUGUGCUUCAACGCAGCUCACCUGGAGCUAGUCACUGCUGUGGGUGACCUGCCGCCCCAGGAGCCAGCGGUUGCUCCUGAGACUGAGGAUGCUCUGUGCUCCGGACUGAAGGUUGGUGACACCGUGCAGAUCUCUGGGCUUGGCCAUCAUGAUGGUCGGUUGUGCACGGUGGUCUCGGCAGACGACAGGCAGGCGAUUAUGCGGGUGAAGUUCGUAGACUGCCAAGACAUGCUUGAGCUUGCUCCGUCGUACCUCACACUCAUAGAGCCUGCAAAGGCUUCGUCCGUGGAUGCUUCUGUGGAGAGAGUGGGCGUGGAGGGCGAGGGCGGCAUAAAGGUUGGUGACCAGGUGAUCAUUCUGGCACCACCACACCACAAAGGAAAGGUUGGUGUGGUCGAGGUUCCCGAUCUGGGUGACGGAUCGCUGCGAGUGCGAAUGCAGGAUCCUUCAGAUUCAGUCACCGUGCUGGUGUUAAGCCCGACGCAUGUCCAGAAUCCGGAUGGCACAGCCGUAGCGGGAACUGCUGAUGCGGUGGCCUCGCGGCAAGCACAAGCAGAUGCGAUCCGCCAGGCUGCUGCUGUACCAUCGCAUGCGCAGACUGCUGCUGCCUCUGCUGCCCCACUGGCAGCAGCGCCUGGAGACCGCGUUCGGGUGAAACAAUCUUUGCCAGCACACGCGGGAAAGGUUGGCACUGUAGAAGCUGACAACGAUGGUUCUGGAUGCUGCUUCGUGCUGUUUGCAGAUGAUGGGGGUGCUACGAGAUUGCGCAUCAAUCCCGUUCACCUGGAUCCGGCCUAG